AUGACCUUUACCUGCGAUCGUUGGUGCCAGCUAUGGUACACCCUUAUCAUGGUGACACUCGAGACCGGCUGUGAUAGCGUCCGACUAGUGCGGCUCAAGGGCAUCGGUGGUUGGCCCCGGCGGCGUUCUGAUGCAACUGCACCACCGUUCUUCCUCUAUGAUACCACUGGACAGAUUAGGGUUAUCCUCCUAGGAACAAUUACCACAGAGAGCAUAGCGGCGGCAGUGUCGAAAGACAACCACGGGGCGCAUCGCUCUAAACCGUACCUUCCGGAUCAUGUCGGCUGCAUCUUCAACACUCGUUCUAGCGAUUUAGCAAGAUUGUCUCGCCAAUUUUCUCCUCGAUUAAUGAAGUCCUACUUGCUCUGUGUUCAACGCAGAUCGCAUGUCUGUCCUCGGGCGGGACUUAUCUUGCCAGGAACCGAAACGGGACCUCCAGAGACUGCCGUCUCGCUUCCAGCAAUGAACGAUGACACUGCUCGAGGAAACAAUUGCAUUAUUGACACUCUAUUCACUGACCACGGUCUUGAGAAACAUCCAAAUCCGACCGUACAUACAAGAAUCUAUGGUCCACCUUCCAGUCAACCAGAAGUCAGCGUGGAACGACUUCCUGAGCUCGGAACGCUAAAGAUCUUCCGUACCAUAGUUGAAGAAAUUAAUACCCGGAAUUCUCUACAUAAUAUCAAAUAGACGAGGGAAAACAAUAAAUCUGUCGCUCUAGGAUAAUCUAGAGCCUCGUUCGGGGUCACCGGAGUCUCGCACUACAAUCAAAAAGGCGCUGAGAGUCUUGGCGUCUGCACCGGCUGCUUCGAAGCUUCAAGCCUUCAGUUCAACCAUCUGGCACUACUUAUUCCAUCUAUUAACGGAUCUGGCUAACGUUCAUGAAGCGAGCUCACCGUUCCAUGGGGCAGUCGUACAAAACUGGGUGGUGCCCCGCUUGAAGCAUUUCUUGUGUCAUAUACUUUUUUUUUUCGUUCCGCGG
Molecule: messenger RNA, 982 nt
Organism: Paecilomyces variotii
Lineage: Eukaryota; Fungi; Ascomycota; Eurotiomycetes; Eurotiales; Thermoascaceae
Exons: 5
Coding region: 1-690 (229 amino acids)
Source: RefSeq, a predicted model, not a curated record